AUGAGUGAGCUAUCAGUAGCCUUCGAGACAUCCACCACAAUGAGAGUACUGGUUUUGUCUGCCCUCCUGGCCUGCGUGUCAGCUGCACCAUCACACUUGGUGCCAAUAGGACUGGCUGCGCUGCCAGUGGCUGCUCUGCCAGUAGCCGUACCAACAGUGCCUUCCGGGGAUCUACAGGCAGCUCUUAUUGAUGCUCAGGUCAAAAUCAACGAUCAGGCCCAAGAGAUAGUGGAUCAGGCGAGAGCACGAGCUGAAAUGGUCGUGGAGAAUCAGAAUGAAGGAGUUCUGGAAGCGAACGACCUUGUCAAGGAGAAAUCCGAAGAAGCCUUUUGGGCAGCUGAAGAGAAGAAAUGGCAAGCACUUAAUGAAGCUCAAGUAGCUGCUGCUAAAUUAGACGCCUCUGUGGCUAGUAGCAUUGCUGCUUACAAAGACGCUCAAGUUUUACCCUAUGCUGCUAGUGGAAGCCCAAUGAUUGCUGCAGCAGUUCCUAGCGCUGCUGUUACAAGCGCUGUAUCUGCUGGAGAAGAAAAAGCUGACGUCAAAAGCGUAGCUGCUUCUGAGGUCAAGAGUGAAGGUGAAGUAAAGAAAGAAGCUAUGUCCGAAAUGAAAACUGAAGACAAGGAGAGUGUUGAGGUUGGUGCCGUUGAUGUUAAAUCAGCUGAUAUGAUGAAAUCUGAUAGUUUAAUGGCUGCGGAGAUGAUGAAGGAGAAUGCCAUGGCUGAGUUGAAGAAGCUCGAUAUGUCUCUGCAGGCUUUGAAGACUGCCUAUUCCUCUCAAGUCGCGGUAGCACCACCUAUCAUUCCAUCCCCGAUAGCUUAUUCAGCGUACAAAGGCUUCCCCGUCGCAGCAGUAGCUUACCCCGUAAAAGAGAUAGAAGAUGUGGAAAGGGUAAGAGGAGAAGAGAUAAUAGAAGCUCAAAAUGCAAGAGUUGAGGAAGGUUAUGGUAUGGCAGAAGAAAAACGUAAAGAAGCCUUACGUGCUCUUGAGGAUAAGAAAUUUGAAGCAUUGACUAAUAUCCCAAUAGACGCAGCUACAGUUGAUUCAUUUACAGCCACACAUCUUGUUACUAAUACUGAUUAUACUGCUGAAACUUUUAAAAAUAAUGACAAAAAUGCAGACGCAUUAGCUGUUCAAAGUCAUAAUAAAUUAGAAAGAAAAGUUGAAACAAUAUCUGAUAUUGUAAAUAACAACAAAGAGAAAGUUGAAUGUGCCGGUCCCGACCUUAUGAGGGUAGUUGGGAAAUCUAAAGAGGAAAGUAUAGAAGAAAUGAUUUCUAAUGUAGAAAGGUCUGAAAGGUCCAGCGUCUAUAAGGAACCAGUCAUCGAUGAAUUGGUGAGGCUUGGAGACGAAAUCCGAAAGUCGGUAGAUUUAGCCCAAGAAAUUCUUGUAAAGCUCGAGGAGAAGAUAAGGCAAAGAGAGCUCAAAGAUAAAGAACUUGCUCGACGAAAGGCCGAAGAAGCAGCAUUUGCUGCAGACAAGAAGAAAUGGCAAUCACCAAAUAAAGAUCAGAUCGCUUUUGUUGCCAUCCUCGGCUAUGCUUCAGCUAGCGCCAUCCUCUCCCCCCUCGUGGUAGGAGCCAACCCUGGUGACGUCCAGGCUGCAGUCAUUGACGCAAACGUCGCUGCCAGGGACGCAGUCCGGUCGAUCGGCGAAGGCCAGGCCAGAGCCGCUGAAGCCGCGAUUCAGUACAACACCGAAGCCGUCCGCCAAGUCGCUGAAGCCAACCGCAACCUCCAGGAGAACGCCUACUGGGGCAGCGUUGCCGCUAACCAGAACUUAGUCGCUGCUGCUCAAUCCCAGGUCGCUGCUGUUGAUGGUGCCGCUGCUGCUGUUCGUGCUGCCUAUGCUGGAGCUCCUCUCGGUUACGCCGGUGGUCUUGCUCUACCUUACGCCGCCGCUCCUUUAGGUUUAGCCGGUUUGGCCUACGGAGGCAUCCACGGCCUCCGCGCUUGUUAG
Danaus chrysippus (African queen) is the source of this 1956-nucleotide messenger RNA. NCBI's taxonomy places the organism in Eukaryota, Metazoa, Arthropoda, Insecta, Lepidoptera, Nymphalidae. The record is from the annotation of a GenBank genome assembly.